Messenger RNA from Rotaria sordida, 927 nucleotides. Lineage: Eukaryota; Metazoa; Rotifera; Eurotatoria; Philodinida; Philodinidae. The record is from the annotation of a GenBank genome assembly.
AUGACAGAUCGAUAUUCUCGUUUGGUAGAUCAAUAUCACCGUGAUGGGUUUGUGAUAUUACGAAAUGUAAUUGAUGAUCAUUUAAUAAAAGAAUGUCAUCAACAUGUUGAGUUUUUACAAAAGAAAUAUCCAUCUAUACCUGGUGAACAUUUACACCAUCCAAUCAUGCGUAAUGAUCCGUUUUGGGUCCGAUUAAUAACUGAUCAGCAUCUAUUGGAUUUGGUUGCUCUUUUCGGCGCACCCUUCAUCAAACCAAACGAAGGAAUUGCUCUGUUUUCAUCCCAUCAUUUUUGCAAACCACCUAAAACAGGCAUGCCUGUUCUUUGGCAUCAGGAUGGUUCUUAUUGGCCAUUGAAACCAAUGGAUGUGUUAACCAUUUGGUUGGCUAUCGAUGAUAGUGACAGAGAAAAUGGGUGUUUGAGAGUGAUUCGUGGUAGCCACAAACAAGAACUGAACAGUUUGAAAGAUGAUUUGACAGUUAAUAAUGUCUUGGGUAGUUACACGCAUCGAAAUGAAGACAUUGAUCAAAGUCAAAUUGUUGAUCUUGUGCUGAAACCCGGUGAUGUUAGUAUACAUCAUCCAAAUAUCAUUCAUUCUUCAGAAGCGAAUACAAGCGAUCGAAGACGAUGUGGACUCGCAAUCAGAUAUAUUGCUCCUACUACCGAAUGUCUCAAUAAAGAACAGCCAGUGAUGAUGAUGCGUGGUAAAUCUAUAGCAGGAAUUAAUCAUUAUCGAAGCUGGCCUAAAUAUCGUCCUGGCUAUGAUUUUCCAUUUGAAGAUUGUGAACAAUGGAAUGAAAAACGAAGAAUUGAACCGGAAGAUGAAUCGUACUUUGAUAGAACGGAUUAUGAUCAAAUGGAUCAGGAAAUUCAAGAUAAAGUGUUUGCUUUUAUUGCUAAAUUAGGUGGAAAAGCACCACCAAAAUAA